Aspergillus steynii IBT 23096 is the source of this 1669-nucleotide messenger RNA. Its product is annotated as cytochrome P450. Gene Ontology annotation, molecular function: heme binding; oxidoreductase activity, acting on paired donors, with incorporation or reduction of molecular oxygen; monooxygenase activity. The record is from RefSeq and is a predicted model, not a curated record. The coding region runs from base 65 to 1603 and encodes 512 amino acids. Lineage: Eukaryota; Fungi; Ascomycota; Eurotiomycetes; Eurotiales; Aspergillaceae. The transcript has 5 exons.
AAUCUCCCCACGCCACUACCUUCAGAGCAAUAUUCAUUGAGAUCCAUGACCCGUGAAGUCAGUCAUGACCCUCAAUCCGAUCGCUAAAGCUGAGAGGAUAUUCUCUAUUCGUCCAGCACCUAUAGUCGCCUUCUUUAUUUUAGUCUUCAUAGUCAUCUUUCACGUCUUGAGUUCGCCAGGCCCACCGAAAACCCUGCCUCUCGUAAACGGGACUAGGCUCUAUAAAUUAACCGACAUCCUCGCCCGAAAGCGAUUCUUUUAUAAUGGAAGAGAGCUUAUAAAGACAGGCCUGGCCAAGGCCAACGUCUUCGGAAUCGUCACAGAAAAUGGAUACUACGUUGUCCUGCACCCCAAGUUCGCCGAAGAGAUACGCGAUAAUCCGACUCUGAACCCUCGAAAAGUGUUCGAGGACUUGAUGCACAAGGGCAUACCUGGUUUCGAAGCGUCCGCAGAAUUCACCAGGGAAGAUGGCUUGUUCCAGCAUGCUGUACGCACAAAGCUAUUGAAGAUGUUAUGGCACGUAAGCACAGCCUUGUCCGACGAAACAACGAUUGCGUUGCAGGCGGAAUGGACAGAUGACCCCGAAUGGCACAAUAUCUCCCCAAGAGACGACAUCCCCACGGUCGCCGCGCAAGUUAGCUCCCGAGUUUUCCUCGGAGACCCAAUAUGUCGAGACCCCGACUGGGUACGGAUCGCAGUGAACUACGCCAGAGACGUGGCCCAAGCAGCAACAGAGCUGCGCUUAGCCCCCGCGGGGUUGCGGAAGCUGGUAGCAAAAUUCUUGCCUUCUUGUCGGCGCCUGCGCGCGCAUUUGCGCGACGCUAAAAAGAUCGUGCAGUCGAUCGUGGAUGAUCGACAGAUGGCGAAGCAGAAAGCUUUCAGAGAGGGUAAGAAGCCGAAGCAAUAUGUUGACGCGAUUGAAUGUUUCGAGGAGAUGGCGCACGGAGAGAAUUAUAAUCCGGUGCACACGCAACUGACGCUUACUUUCGUUGCGAUCCAUACAACGUCUGAUAUGCUGACGCAGGCGCUGUACGACCUGGUGGAUCGUGAAGAAUUGAUAUGCGCUCUAAGAGAGGAAAUCAAGACUAUUCUUCCGCAGGGAUGGACAAAGGCGACGGUGAACCAGCUGAAGUUAAUGGAUAGCGUUUUGAAGGAAAGUCAGCGGCUGAAGCCUGUUGCUUUUGUAUCAAUGCGCCGCGUCACCAAAAAACCGCUUCUUCUAUCCGACGGCACCGUGAUCCCCGAAGGAACCAGACUGAUAGUAGCUUCCGAAAGACAAUGGGACGAGGCCUAUCAUCCUAACCCCGAGAUUUUCGACCCUUAUCGGUUUAUAAAACUCCGCGAAACUCCAGGGUAUAAGACAUCUGCUCAACUGGCAGGAACCUCCCCCGAUAAUCUAUCCUGGGGUUACGGCAAGCACUCCUGUCCCGGGCGCUUCUUUGCCGCGAAUGAAGUCAAAGUCCUGUUAUGUCAUAUUCUGAUGAAAUAUGACAUCAAAGUCGUAGGGGAGAAGCCACGGGUGCGGGCCUUUGGAUCUACGUUGGUUGCAGAUCCGUAUGCGACGCUUGCUGUCCGGCGACGACCGGAGAAGGAGGAUAUCUAAUGAAGGAACUAGGGCAACAGCUUGUAAUUAUAAUUCUAUAGUUCAUUAGUGUUGUUUGUGGCAAAG